Ramularia collo-cygni is the source of this 1644-nucleotide messenger RNA. RefSeq names its product probable GMP synthase [glutamine-hydrolyzing]. The coding region runs from base 1 to 1644 and encodes 547 amino acids. Gene Ontology annotation, cellular component: cytosol. The record is from RefSeq and is a predicted model, not a curated record. Gene Ontology annotation, biological process: GMP biosynthetic process. The transcript has a single exon. NCBI's taxonomy places the organism in Eukaryota, Fungi, Ascomycota, Dothideomycetes, Mycosphaerellales, Mycosphaerellaceae. Gene Ontology annotation, molecular function: GMP synthase (glutamine-hydrolyzing) activity; ATP binding; GMP synthase activity.
AUGGCGACCGAUCCGACCCAGAAUGGCAGCGAGAUGCCCGCUGAACCUCACAAAUCCUUCGAUACCAUCCUCGUCCUCGACUUCGGCUCACAAUUCACCCACCUCAUCACGCGCCGUCUUCGCGAAUUGAACAUUUACAGCGAAAUGCUGCCGUGCACCCAGAAAUUGGCCGAUCUGGAGUGGAAACCCAAGGGUGUCAUCCUCUCUGGAGGCCCCUACUCAGUCUAUGCCCCGGAUGCACCGCACGUCGACCCAGAAGUCUUCAAUCUGGGUGUCCCGAUCUUGGGAAUCUGCUACGGACUGCAGGAAAUCGCAUGGCACAAUGGAAAGGGGGUUGUGGCUGGUGAGAAGCGGGAAUAUGGAAGAGUCACGCUGGAAGUGACGCGACACAGCGGGAAGGCGGCGCAUAUCGAUCGGUUGUUUGAGGGCUUGGAGGACGGCUUUGAGGUUUGGGCUUCUCAUGGCGACAAACUGUCUGCGAUGCCCAAUGGUUUCUUGACAAUUGCCACGAGCACCAACGCUCCGUUCGCAGGAAUUGCACAUGAAACCAAGGACCUCUUUGGCAUCCAGUUCCACCCAGAAGUCAGCCAUACGCCCAAAGGAGGACAUAUCAUUUCGAACUUCGCUGUCAAGAUCUGCAAGGCCCAGCAGAAUUGGACAAUGGRCGCUUUUGUCGAGCGGGAAAUCUUGAGGAUCAGGGCAUUGGUGGGUGAGAAGGGACAGGUCAUCGGUGCGGUGAGUGGAGGCGUUGAUUCCACCGUUGCUGCCAAGCUUUUGCAACAAGCGAUUGGCGAACGCUUCCACGCCGUCUUCGUCGACAACGGAGUGAUGCGCCUGAAUGAAGCCAAGGAGGUGGAAGAGACUCUCACCAAGCAACUCGGUAUCAAUCUCACAGUCGUCAACGCAUCGGAUCUCUUCCUGGGACGAUUGAAGGGUGUGUCGGAACCGGAGAAGAAGCGCAAGAUCAUCGGAAACACAUUCAUAGACAUCUUCGAAUCGAAAGCGAAGGAGAUUGCCAAGGCGGCGGAAAACACCCCUCAAGCCGGCAAGAUCGAAUACUUCCUUCAAGGAACUCUCUACCCGGACGUCAUCGAAUCGAUAUCCUUCAAGGGGCCUUCUGCUACAAUUAAGACACACCACAACGUCGGUGGUCUACCCGAGAAGAUGGACCUGAAGCUCAUCGAGCCUCUUCGCGAACUCUUCAAAGACGAAGUCCGUAAACUGGGCACAGAAAUGGGAAUUCACGAAGAUCUCGUCUGGAGACAUCCUUUCCCUGGUCCUGGUAUCGCUAUCCGUAUCAUCGGCGAGAUCACACCCGAACGUAUUCGCAUUGCUCAAGAGGCCGACAAGAUUUGGAUCGAGGAGAUCCGCAAAGCCGGCUACUACCGUGUUAUUUCACAAGCAUAUGCAGCUGUUUUGGGAGUGAAGAGUGUCGCGGUUGUGGGUGAUYAGCGUCUUCAUGGAGAGAUCAUCCAUCUCCGAGCUGUGCAGACUACGGAUUUCAUGACCGCCAACAUCUUCACGGAUGCACCCAUGAGCUGGUUCGCGAAGGUGUCGGAUCGGAUUGCGAAUGAAGUCUCGGGUGUCGCGAGAGUUGUGUAUGAGACGACGAGCAAGCCUCCGGCUACCAUCGAGCUGGAGUAG